Messenger RNA from Pyricularia oryzae 70-15, 1023 nucleotides. RefSeq lists its product as uncharacterized. The coding region runs from base 187 to 804 and encodes 205 amino acids. Lineage: Eukaryota; Fungi; Ascomycota; Sordariomycetes; Magnaporthales; Pyriculariaceae. Gene Ontology annotation, biological process: mitochondrial respiratory chain complex I assembly. Gene Ontology annotation, cellular component: membrane. The transcript is spliced from 2 exons. The record is from RefSeq and is a predicted model, not a curated record.
CAAAAAGCGGGUUGCGGGUUAGGGUCGGGAACCCAUGUCGAUGACGAGAAAACGCUUCAGACGAUUCGACUUUGAGUGAGUGUAAUAGGCUUCACGUUCUCAUCAAUUAACAACGUUUUUUCAAGGCAUAUUACAUUCACAAAACAUUACACACGUGUCAAAGCCCCGAAACCACCAAAGAUAUCAAUGCAACCACCAAGUUUAUCACCAAUCCGCCAAGCCUGGUACAAAUGGAAAGCCCUUCGUUUCCCAUGGCGAAAGCGAUUCCUCGUCGGCCUUGACCUCCAAGGCAACACGUUUUGGGAAUUCCGCGACGUGCGCGGCGACGGCCCCAUCUCGCGCUGGCGGCGCAUCGUCAAGUUCCCCUCGUCGACGCACUAUGGCGACGUCAAGGUCAGCCCGCAGUGGAGCCAGUGGCUGCGGCACAUGAGGGAGCACCCGCCGUCCAUCGAGGAGCAGCAGCAGGACCUAGUCCGGCAGCAGCGGAUGAAGCUCUUGGCCGCCGAGGCCGACGCCAGGUGGAAGGCCAAGCCGAGCGUCCUGGAUCCGCCGUCCGCGACGGCCGGCCGCCAUGGCGCGCAGAGUCUUCCAGCGGGUGGUGGCGGGUUCGUAGCUGAAGAGCAGCAGCAGCAGCAGCAGCAUCAGGAUGAGGGUAUUGCUGCAGACCAGCAACAACAGGAGCAGAAGCAGCAACCGUUGCCAUCGCAGGCACCGGCAACAGACCCGUGGGCCAAAGCAAGGGGCGGACCCAGUGAAGGCUGGCAGCCCGAGGCGUGGAACCCUUCGUCUACGCGCAAGAGAUGAGAAUGAGAGCUCACCAGAGGAGACGUGCCAUUAGUACUUGUACAGUUAUUGUAACAACAGGAGCAGACGAUAAUUUUGGGACACAUAAUGAAGAAAAGAAAGGCUCGGCAGGUACUAUCAUCAUGUAGGGGUAUAUUCAUUCAUUAACACGAUUAGGCCAUAAAACAGUCCUCAUGCUUGCGCCUUUCCGCCAAGCCAUUCCAAAAGAGCGUCCUGGAC